Messenger RNA from Ciona intestinalis (vase tunicate), 848 nucleotides. Lineage: Eukaryota; Metazoa; Chordata; Ascidiacea; Phlebobranchia; Cionidae. The record is from RefSeq and is a predicted model, not a curated record.
AUAUCAUACAAUUUGUUUUAGGCCUAUCUUAAAAAACUUUGUUUUACCCUAGUAAAAUAGAACCAACACAUAGAAACAAAUGCAAUAGAUUAUGAAUCAAUGACGUGAUAUGCAAGAAGCCAAACUAAUCCACAUACAUCUGUAAACUUCAAACUAACGGGACCUAACCUGAAAGAUAAAAUGUCGGCCCAUUUUGUGCAGAAAAGAAUCCAAAAAGAAAUCCUUACAAUGCGGAAGUCCCCACCCCCCGGUAUCCGACUAUGUGAAGACAGUUUGCGGUCAGCCCCAGAGUUUAUGGUGGAGCUUACCGGGGCAACAGGAACUUUGUAUUCCGAGCAAAUAUUUAAAUUACUUUUUAAAUUCGGGGAGAGAUAUCCAUUCGAGUCUCCCCAGGUAACAUUUGUUGGAAACUGUAUUCCUGUUCACCCUCAUGUUUAUUCUAACGGCCACAUCUGUCUGUCAAUCCUCACUGAAGAUUGGAGCCCAGCUUUGUCAACUGAAGCUGUUUGCCUUAGUGUAAUAUCCAUGUUGAGCAGCUGCACUGAGAAGAAACUGCCCCCUGACAAUGCAUUUUACAUUCGAACCUGCAGUAAAAAUCCUAAAGACACAAAAUGGUGGUUCCAUGAUGACCAAGUUUAACCAGACCUUCAGAAGUUUCUAUUAACAACUUUCCUGUAACUUUAACACCACCCUCUGCAGUAAUAUGUUGACUUAACACCGCCCCCCGUAGUACAUUGUGUUAAUUGCCAAGAGAAUUGUUUGCCGUGCAUUCAUGUUUUCACAACGUCAUAUUGAAGAUGUAAUAAACCUCUCUAUGAUAGAAAAAUAAAAAAUCUUGCAAACCAAAA